GGCUCGAACUCACGAACUGCAAGAUCAUGAUCUGAGCCGAAGUCGGACGCUCAACUGACUGAGCCACCCAGGCGCCCCUCUCUCUGAGCACUUUUAAACCCUAUGGCUCAUUCAUCUCAUUCCAUAGGCAUCAGUACCAGACUUUGCUCGACACAAUGAUACUGGCUGAUACCUGUGCUCGGGUCAUAUACUCAAAAAUGCUGCCUGGCUUACUUCAUCUUUAUUCAAGUCUUGCCUGAAGUUUCCAUUUGCCAUCAGGUCUCCCUUACUACUCUACCCUCUCAUUCCCUGCUCAUCCCCCAACUCCAGCUUACUCCCCUUCAAGGCACUUGUCAUCAUAUAGCAUACUGAAUAUUUACUAUUUAUUAGAUAAUACUAGAUAUUAGAUAUUAUUAUUAUCUAAUACCUGUUUCAAUACAGGUAAGUUCUCUUCUACCUUCCCCCUUCCUCUCGCCCUCCAUAGAUCACUUACACCAAGGAUAAUGUAUUACCUACAUUUCAGGUGUUUAACAUCUGUUUAUUGAAGUAGUAAAUAAAAGUUGCCUUGGGAAUGCCUGGCCGGCUCAGUCAGUAGUGCAUGUGACUCUUGAUCUUGGGAUUGUGGGUUCAAGCCCCAUGUUGGGUGUAGAGAUUAUUUAAAAAUAAAAUCUUUUUAAAAAUUUGCCUCACUUUCUUCAUAUUCAUUUUUAAUACUUUAGUAAUUUUUACUUAAUAGUUCUUUCUUUUCCUCUUUCAGAAUAUGGGCAGUGUAAGAAUCAUAUUUGAGAGGUAACAUCCUCAGGUUGGCCAGAAUCACAGACCAGCCUUGAAUGAAGCUUCCUUCUGUCACUUCACACACACACAAGAUGAGCAUCCUCAUCUCACCUGUCAUUUCGACCUGAUACUUUUCAGAAAACUUAGCUUUGUUUUCCCGUGGCUGUUCCUGCUUUUUCUUUCUUUCUGAAAUAAUUAAUCACUACUAAUAGCUCCUAGUAAUUUGUAGCUUUUACUGUGUUUUCCCAGAGAUAAUUUCAACUCUCCAUGCAGACACUGUCACUGCAAUUAUUGGUGAAGUGAUCAUCACUUCCCAGCAAAGAGAUGAGAUCAUGGUGUCCCAGACCUUUAUCUCGGAUAAGAUACCACCUUUGCACACAUGCUCCAGAUUGGACUCUAAAAUCUGCUGGUUUGGUGGGGAAUGACAUUUGGAGUUCCUCAAACAAUGGCAGCAUUUGGGUUGAAAUCUUUUCUGAAUGAUGCUGGAUGUAAGCUUGUCUUCUAUUUUCACCGAGUGGCCAGAGGGGUUUCCCUCAGCACCACCUGCCUGCUCAGUAGUUUCCAGGCCAUUAAGCUCAACACUAACACCUCCAAGUGGUUGGAGCUCAAGGUUACAUUCCCAAAGUGCUUUGGCUUCUGCUGUUUCCUCUGCUGGAUCCUGCAUCUCCUGUUGAAUACCUUUAUUACUUUGCUUGUUACUGGACCAAGAAAGAACAAAAACAUGAGUGUGGAAAAAAUUUAUGAAUACCGUAAUUCACCCAUUCCAAACAAAUUUGUUGUUUUACUACAUGCAGUCAUGUUCUCCUUCAUUGGUGUCACUUGUUUGGGCCUCAUGGCCUGGUCUAGUGGCUCCAUGGUCUCUGUCCUGCUCAGGCACAAGCAGCAAGUCCAACACAUUCACAGCAACAGACUUCCCCCCAAACCUUCCCAUGAGGCCAGAGCCACGCACACCAUCCUGGCCCUGGUGAGCAUAUGCAUCUCCUUUUGUUUUGUCUCUUUCAUUUUGUCUUUGUGGGUAACACUUAUUGUGAACCCAAGCCACUGGCUGAUGAACAUCUCUGCCCUGGCAUCUUCAGGCUUCCCGACCUUCAGCCCCUUCAUGCUCCUUGGCAGUGAUACCCGUGCCUCUCAGUUUUUCUCUGCUUCUAGGGAAGAAAAAUAAUUUUUCCAAGUAUGGUCUUUAAAACAGUAAGUUCCCUAUAGGACAUCCUAUCAUUUAUUUAAUCACUUUUCUUUUGCCGGUUUAAAAAAAAAUGUAUUCAUUUUUGAGAGAGAUAGAGAGAAAAACAGAGUGCAAAGAGGGGAGGGACAGAGAGAGGGGG
Molecule: messenger RNA, 2075 nt
Organism: Felis catus (domestic cat)
Lineage: Eukaryota; Metazoa; Chordata; Mammalia; Carnivora; Felidae
Gene: FELCATV1R10
Product: vomeronasal 1 receptor felCatV1R10
Exons: 2
Coding region: 1175-1915 (246 amino acids)
Biological process (GO): G protein-coupled receptor signaling pathway
Cellular component (GO): membrane
Molecular function (GO): pheromone receptor activity
Source: RefSeq, a predicted model, not a curated record